GGUGGAAGCGGCUCUCUGGGACCUCGCUUGCACGGGAUGGCCGGCUACCUGCGGGUCGUGCGCUCGCUGCGCAGAGCCUCGGGUUCGGGGCCAGCCUGGGCGCCGGCGGCCCUGACCACUCCCAGCUUGCCGGAGCAGCCGCGGCGCCACUAUGCUGACAAGAGGAUCAAGGUGGCGAAGCCGGUGGUGGAGAUGGAUGGCGACGAAAUGACCCGCAUCAUCUGGCAGUUCAUCAAGGAGAAGCUCAUCCUGCCCCAUGUGGAUGUCCAGCUCAAGUACUUUGACCUUGGGCUCCCGAACCGUGACCAGACCAAUGACCAGGUCACCAUUGACUCUGCGCUGGCCACCCAGAAGUACAAUGUGGCUGUCAAGUGUGCCACCAUAACCCCCGAUGAGGCCCGUGUGGAAGAGUUCAAGCUGAAGAAGAUGUGGAAGAGCCCUAACGGAACCAUUCGGAACAUCCUUGGGGGGACCGUCUUCCGGGAGCCCAUCAUCUGCAAAAAUAUCCCCCGCCUUGUACCCGGCUGGAACAAGCCUAUCACUAUUGGCAGGCAUGCCCAUGGCGACCAGUACAAGUGCACAGACUUCGUGGUAGACCGGGCUGGCACGUUCAAGAUGAUCUUUACACCAAAGGAUGGCAGUGAGACCAAGGAAUGGGAGGUGUACAACUUUCCUGCCGGUGGCGUGGGCAUGGGAAUGUACAACACGGAUGAGUCCAUCUCGGGUUUCGCGCACAGCUGUUUCCAGUAUGCUAUCCAGAAAAAGUGGCCGCUGUAUAUGAGCACCAAGAACACGAUUCUGAAGGCCUAUGACGGGCGGUUCAAGGACAUUUUCCAGGAGAUCUUUAACAAGCACUAUAAGACUGACUUCGACAAGAAUAAGAUCUGGUACGAGCACCGGCUCAUUGACGACAUGGUGGCCCAGGUGCUUAAGUCCUCGGGCGGCUUUGUGUGGGCCUGCAAGAACUACGAUGGAGACGUGCAGUCUGACAUCCUGGCUCAAGGCUUCGGCUCCCUUGGCCUGAUGACCUCUGUGCUGGUGUGCCCGGAUGGGAAGACCAUCGAGGCUGAGGCUGCCCACGGGACAGUGACCCGCCAUUACCGGGAACACCAGAAGGGCCGGCCCACCAGCACCAACCCAAUCGCCAGCAUCUUUGCCUGGACCCGGGGUCUGGAGCACCGGGGCAAACUGGAUGGGAACCAGGACCUCAUCAGGUUCUCCCAGACUCUGGAGAAGGUGUGCGUGGAGACUGUGGAGAGUGGAGCCAUGACAAAGGAUCUGGCCGGCUGUAUUCAUGGCCUCAGCAAUGUGAAGCUGAAUGAACACUUCCUGAACACUACCGACUUCCUGGACACCAUCAAGAGCAACCUGGACAGAGCCUUGCACAAGCAGUAGGGGUGGACGCUGCCCAGCUGUGGCGUGGACUGGCCGGAGCCAAGGGCAGCGGGUGCUCCUGACACAGAGGAGGGUGAGCCUCACAGCCCCUCUCUGGAGGCCUUUCUAGGGGAUUCUUUUUAAUUUUUUUCUUUUUUAUAAGAGAUAUUUUUAAAAGUAUGGGUGUGCUUCCCCUCAUGAUGUGAGGCAGGAGCAGUGUGCUUUACCUCAGCCAGUCAGUGUGUUUUGCAUACUGUAAUUUAUACUGCCCUCAGAACACAUGGUGCCAUAUUUAGCUACUAAAAAACUCUUCACAAAA
Jaculus jaculus (lesser Egyptian jerboa) is the source of this 1693-nucleotide messenger RNA. RefSeq names its product isocitrate dehydrogenase (NADP(+)) 2 (gene Idh2). NCBI's taxonomy places the organism in Eukaryota, Metazoa, Chordata, Mammalia, Rodentia, Dipodidae. Gene Ontology annotation, biological process: isocitrate metabolic process. Gene Ontology annotation, cellular component: mitochondrion. Bases 37 to 1395 code for a protein of 452 amino acids. The transcript is spliced from 11 exons. The record is from RefSeq and is a predicted model, not a curated record. Gene Ontology annotation, molecular function: magnesium ion binding; NAD binding; isocitrate dehydrogenase (NADP+) activity.